CUGUUGCGGCAACAACGUAUACUUGAUCCGUAAAUAACUAAACCGGAUCACGAUUAAUCCUUUCGAAACCGAAAAGAAUUCAGUUUAAAAAUUUCUCGUGUAUAAGGAGUUGUGAGCAGUGAAAAAGAGAUAAAUCAAGCAAAUCAAAUGAAUAAGAAAAUUAAUUGAAUAUGUGGAGGAAUAAGAAAAUAUAUAAAUAGCAGCAUAUAAUGAAAUAAAAUGUAAAAUAGUGGCUUCAAGGAUAAUUGAUUGAUACAAUAGGACUCAUCUGAAUCAGGGUUCGUAAGACUAUUAGAAGUUACUUGUGUUCUAUAUGCGACUAAUUCAAUAUCUUAGACGACACAAAUAAUUUAUAAAAUAUAAUAUACGCUUAAGGGGCGCAAAUAAUUACAACAGUUACAAAGUUAUGUCGAAUAAUUCUGAAAUAAAUCCUGGAGGUGAAGCUAUCGAGAGUGCUCGAGUAAAGCACGUUGAAACAAUUGAAAUGCCAACGCUCAGUAAUCCAAAUGACACCUUGACAAUACCAAAAACUACAACUACUGCAGCAGCGCAGUUACUGACAAAAUUAAAGCAAGAAACGCAGCAGGUGCAGAAAUUAAAAAACCUGCCAGAACGUGGUUCGUGGUCUUCUAAAUUAGAUUUCAUUCUAUCUGUUGUUGGUCUUGCAAUUGGACUGGGCAAUGUUUGGCGGUUUCCAUAUCUAUGUUACAAAAAUGGCGGUGGUGCUUUUCUCAUACCUUAUUUCAUGACAUUAAUAUUAGCUGGCAUACCAAUGUUUUUCAUGGAACUAGCACUGGGUCAGAUGCUGACAAUUGGAGGAUUGGGCGUUUUUAAAAUUGCGCCCAUAUUUAAAGGUAUCGGUUAUGCUGCUGCUGUAAUGUCCUGUUGGAUGAAUGUAUACUAUAUCGUAAUUUUGGCGUGGGCUGUAUUUUAUUUCUUCAUGUCUAUGAGAGCAGGAUUUUGCGGCUAGCCGAACCGAUACCAUACAAAAAAGGGAGUGUGUGUCUAAUUGUCACUGAAGAACGCCUAAGCCUUCGAUGGGCAAAAUUGAGUGACAUUGCAUUAAAGCAUUGUACUAAAAUACAUAUACAGUAGAUUCUGUUUUUAUGCGGUUUUUUUAUGCGGUUUUGAAAUAAUGCGGUUUUUAAAAAAAUUAAAAAAUGCAUGUCGACCUAUCGGGAAUUGUACAUAUAAACAAGAUUCUAAACCAGUUAAGCAAAAACUCAUUAAAGAUUACAUCAAAAAUGCUAACCCUACAAGUAUGGAACCGCCUGCUUCACCAUCCAGAUCAGACGUGUACAUUUCCUCAAGUGAAGGAUGUGAUUUUACGCCAAAUCCGAAACGAAUGCGCUACAUGCGGGUAUUGUCUGAUUCUAUUUUUGACGAUGUAAAUUUAUUUUUCGAC
Anastrepha ludens (Mexican fruit fly) is the source of this 1405-nucleotide messenger RNA. RefSeq names its product sodium- and chloride-dependent GABA transporter 1-like. The record is from RefSeq and is a predicted model, not a curated record. Lineage: Eukaryota; Metazoa; Arthropoda; Insecta; Diptera; Tephritidae. Gene Ontology annotation, biological process: sodium ion transmembrane transport. Gene Ontology annotation, cellular component: membrane. The coding region runs from base 407 to 970 and encodes 187 amino acids. The transcript is spliced from 5 exons.